Messenger RNA from Aspergillus luchuensis, 1503 nucleotides. RefSeq names its product Hsp70 family ATPase KAR2 (gene bipA). Bases 1 to 1503 code for a protein of 500 amino acids. The transcript is spliced from 3 exons. Gene Ontology annotation, cellular component: endoplasmic reticulum chaperone complex; cytoplasm; endoplasmic reticulum lumen. Gene Ontology annotation, biological process: endoplasmic reticulum unfolded protein response; protein refolding; cellular response to unfolded protein. The record is from RefSeq and is a predicted model, not a curated record. Gene Ontology annotation, molecular function: heat shock protein binding; ATP binding; ATP hydrolysis activity. Lineage: Eukaryota; Fungi; Ascomycota; Eurotiomycetes; Eurotiales; Aspergillaceae.
AUGGCGCGCAUCUCGCAUCAGGGUGCGGCCAAGCCCUUCACGGCUUGGACCACCAUCUUCUACUUGCUGCUUGUUUUCAUUGCCCCCCUCGCCUUCUUCGGCACUGCACACGCUCAGGAUGAGACUUCGCCUCAGGAGAGCUACGGAACUGUCAUUGGUAUUGAUCUGGGAACCACCUACUCUUGUGUCGGUGUUAUGCAGAAUGGAAAGGUCGAAAUUCUCGUCAACGACCAAGGAAACCGUAUCACCCCUUCAUACGUCGCUUUCACCGAUGAGGAACGCCUGGUCGGUGACGCCGCUAAGAAUCAAUACGCCGCCAACCCCAGACGGACCAUCUUUGAUAUCAAGCGCCUGAUCGGUCGCAAGUUCGAUGACAAGGAUGUCCAGAAGGACGCCAAGCACUUCCCCUACAAGGUCGUCAACAAGGACGGCAAGCCCCACGUCAAGGUUGAUGUCAACCAGACCCCCAAGACCCUGACCCCCGAGGAGGUCUCCGCCAUGGUUCUUGGUAAGAUGAAGGAGAUCGCCGAGGGCUACCUUGGAAAGAAGGUCACCCACGCCGUCGUCACCGUCCCCGCCUACUUCAACGACGCCCAGAGACAGGCCACCAAGGACGCUGGUACCAUUGCCGGCCUGAACGUUCUCCGUGUCGUCAACGAGCCCACCGCCGCCGCUAUCGCCUACGGAUUGGACAAGACUGGUGAUGAGCGCCAGGUCAUCGUCUACGAUCUUGGUGGUGGUACUUUCGAUGUCUCCCUCCUGUCCAUCGACAACGGUGUCUUCGAGGUCUUGGCUACCGCUGGUGACACUCACUUGGGUGGUGAGGACUUUGACCAGCGUGUCAUGGAUCACUUCGUCAAGCUCUACAACAAGAAGAACAACGUUGAUGUCACCAAGGAUCUCAAGGCCAUGGGUAAGCUGAAGCGCGAGGUUGAGAAGGCCAAGCGUACUCUGUCUUCCCAGAUGUCCACCCGUAUUGAGAUUGAGGCCUUCCACAACGGCGAGGACUUCUCCGAGACCCUUACCCGCGCCAAGUUCGAGGAGCUGAACAUGGAUCUGUUCAAGAAGACCCUGAAGCCUGUCGAGCAGGUUCUCAAGGAUGCCAAGGUUAAGAAGUCCGAGGUUGACGACAUUGUCCUCGUCGGUGGUUCUACCCGUAUCCCCAAGGUCCAGGCUCUUCUCGAGGAGUUCUUCGGUGGCAAGAAGGCCAGCAAGGGUAUCAACCCUGAUGAGGCUGUUGCUUUCGGUGCUGCCGUCCAGGGUGGUGUCCUGUCCGGUGAGGAGGGUACCGGCGACGUUGUUCUGAUGGAUGUCAACCCCCUGACUCUGGGUAUUGAGACCACUGGUGGUGUCAUGACCAAGCUCAUCCCCCGUAACACUGUCAUCCCCACCCGCAAGUCCCAGAUCUUCUCUACCGCCGCUGAUAACCAGCCCACCGUCCUCAUCCAAGUUUGUAAGUAUUUCAUUGCUCUAAUGGAACAUUUCGGAAUGUCUGCUAACUGA